UAGGAAUCUGAGAAUCGUUCUCAAACAAGAGCGUAAAGAAUAUGUCCUUGACCAACCAAUUCCUGCUGAACCAGCGACCAAUGCUGCUAGAGCCAUUAGAGAUGCUUAUGAAAGGCAUGUCCAUGAUGAAGUUGAUGUCACUUGUCUGAUGUUAACUAUCAUGGAAGCUAAUCUUCAGAAACAGUUUCUGAAUCGUCGUGCACAUGACAUCUCUAAUGAACUCAAGAACUUGUUUCAGAAACAAGCACGGAUCGAAAGGUUCGAGACGACCAAAGCUUUGUUUCACACAAGGCUUACUGAUGGAAACCCAGUUGGACCUCACGUGCUCAAGAUGAUUGGGCUUAGGGAUCACCUGGAAAGACUUGGAUCUCCAAUUAGUCAAGAGUUGGCUACUGAUGUGAUUCUCGCAUCACUCACUCCGGCAUAUGACCAGUUCAUCAUGAACUAUAAUAUGCAUGGUCUUGAGAAGACCUUAACCGAAUUGCAUGGAAUGCUCAACUCUGCUGAGCAAAACAUCAAGAAAAAUCGGAGUGACAUUUUGAUGGUCAAAAAGGGGAAGGGAUUCAAGAAGCAUGGUAAUGGCAAGGUUGGUGGAAAAAAGAAAUCCAAAACCCUGGUUAAGAACUCGGGUAAAAGCAAAUCGGUUGCUAGCUCGUCUUCUAAAGAAGAGCAAAAAUGUUUCCACUGCAACAAAACUGGUCAUUGGAAGCGGAAUUGCAAGGCGUAUUUGGAGGAACUGAAAAGGAAGGGGCAUGGUGAUGCUUCCAAUUCAGGGACUAACAAGGAGUAGAAGGCUGGCUAAAGGUGAAGUUGACCUACGAGUAGGCAACGGAGAAAAAGUUGCAGCAUUAGCA
Molecule: messenger RNA, 854 nt
Organism: Cuscuta epithymum
Lineage: Eukaryota; Viridiplantae; Streptophyta; Magnoliopsida; Solanales; Convolvulaceae
Source: the annotation of a GenBank genome assembly